Anolis sagrei ordinatus is the source of this 2961-nucleotide messenger RNA. It is a transcript of the gene LHX2, whose product is annotated as LIM homeobox 2. Gene Ontology annotation, biological process: regulation of transcription by RNA polymerase II; neuron differentiation. Gene Ontology annotation, cellular component: nucleus. The record is from RefSeq and is a predicted model, not a curated record. Gene Ontology annotation, molecular function: RNA polymerase II transcription regulatory region sequence-specific DNA binding; DNA-binding transcription factor activity, RNA polymerase II-specific. Lineage: Eukaryota; Metazoa; Chordata; Lepidosauria; Squamata; Anolidae.
CUUCUGAGCUUUGGAGGAAGAGAGGAAAGGAGGAGAAGAAGAAGUGGAGGUCUUUCCCCUCUCUUUCUGUGCUUUGGAAGAAGAGGGGAAGAAGAAGAGGGAGAAAGGAAGGAAAGAAGAGAGGAGGAGGAGAAGAAGAAACGUCGGACGGGAUGAGACCGGCCUCCUUUUCCUCUCCUUCCAUGCUUUAGAGGAAGAGAGGAAAGAAGAAGAAGAAGAAGUGGAGGUCUUUUCCCUCUCUUUCUGUACUUUGGAGGAAGAAGGGAAGAAGAAAAGAAGAGAGGAGGAGGAGGAGAAACGGAGGAAGACGGGAUGAGGUCGGCCUCCUUUUCCUCUCCUUCCACGCUUUAGAGGAAGAGAGGAAAGGAGAAGAAGUGGAGGUGUUUUCCCUCUCUUUUGUGCUUUGGAGGAGGAAGAAAAGGGAGAAAGGAAGGAAAGAAGAGAGGAAGAAGCUGCGGCGGAGGAGGACGGGAUCUGCUGAGCCUCCUUUUCCUUUAGAGGAAGAGAGGAAGAAGGAGUUUUUUCCCCCUCUCCUUCUGUUUUGAAGAAGUGGAAGAAAGGAAGGAAAGAAAGAAAGGAGAAGAAGAAGAAGUGGAAAGAAGGAAGGAAAGGAGGAGGAGAGGCGUCGGGUCGGUUUCUUUUCCCUCUCCUUCUGUGCUUUAGACGGAAGAAGAUCCUCUCUUUCUGUGCUUUAGAGGAAGGAGAAGUGGAAGGAAAAGGAGGAGAAGAACAAGAAGAAGGAGCAGCGGAUCGGCCUCCCUUCCCUCUCCUUCUUUGCUUUGGAGGAAGAGGAGGAGAAGUGGAGGGAAAGGACUAAAAGAGCAGAAGGAAGCGGAAUAAAGGAAUAAAGGGAGGAAGAAGAGGUGGAGGAGGAGGAAGAGAAGGAAGAAUUGAAAGAGGAAGAAGAGGAGGAGGAGGGAUGGCGCGCUCACUUUCUCCGCCUUGGUAGGAGGAAGGGGAAGAGGAGGAGGAGGAAGGCUGCUGGUUCUUCUUCUCCUUCUCCCGGCUGGGCUGGGGCGCCAGGCCGCGCUCUCUUCUCCUCCUCCUCCUCCUCUUCUUCGCGCUCUUGCUUCUCGUGGAUCGGGGCCAUGCUCUUCCACAGCCUGUCCGGCGGAGGGGCCGAGCUGCACGGCGUGAUCGACGAGAUGGACCGGAGGGCCAAGGGAGAAGCGCCCGCCAUCAGCUCCGCCAUCGACCGGGGAGACACCGAGACGGCCAUGCCUUCCCUGAGCCUGGGGGCUGGGGGCGUGGGGGGCGUUGGGGGUGAGCGUGCGGCCUUAUGCGCAGGCUGUGGGGGCAAGAUCUCGGACCGCUACUACCUCCUGGCGGUGGACAAGCAGUGGCACAUGCGCUGCCUCCAGUGCUGCGAGUGCAAGCUCAACCUGGAGUCUGAACUCACCUGCUUCAGCAAGGACGGCAGCAUCUACUGCAAGGAGGACUACUACCGGCGCUUCUCGGUGCAGCGUUGCGGGCGUUGCCACCUGGGCAUCUCUGCCUCGGAGAUGGUGAUGCGUGCGCGGGAGCUGGUCUUCCACCUGAGCUGCUUCACCUGCGCCUCGUGCGCGCGCGUCCUGGCCACGGGGGACCACUUCGGCCUCAAGGACGGGCUGGUCUACUGCCGCCCCCACUUCGAGGCCCUGCUCCAGGGGCCCUUCGCCCUCCACUUCGCCGCCGGGCCAGGAGGAGGAGCAGAGGGGGCCGCCGCGGGCAAGGCCGGGCAGGGGGGUGGUCCGCCCUUGGGGCCCGCCGCCCUCGGCCUGCCCAACUACUACAACGGGGCCGGCGCCGUCCAGAAGGGCCGCCCCCGCAAGAGGAAGAGCCCCGCGCCCGGAGCAGACCUCGCCGCCUACAACGCAGCCCUGAGCUGCAACGAGAACGACGGGGACCACCUGGACCGCGACCAGCAAUACCCCAGCAACCAGAAAACAAAGCGCAUGCGGACCUCCUUCAAACACCACCAGUUGCGGACAAUGAAGUCUUAUUUUGCUAUUAACCACAACCCGGACGCCAAGGACUUGAAACAGCUGGCUCAGAAAACGGGCUUGACCAAGAGAGUGCUCCAGGUCUGGUUCCAGAACGCUCGUGCCAAAUUCCGGCGGAACCUGCUGCGCCAGGAGACGACGGGGGUGGACAAGGCUUCGGAGGGCGCGCUCCAGGCCGGCACCCCCUCGGGCCCGGCCUCGGAGAUCUCCAACACCUCCAUGAGCCCCUCCAGCACCCCCACCACCUUGACGGACUUAACCAACCCCAGCAUGCCCUCGGUCACCUCGGUCUUGACCUCUGUGCCCGGCGCCUUGGACGUCCACGAAUCCCGGAGCCCCCCGCAGACCACGCUCACGAAUCUUUUCUGAUGACUCUCGUUUCCCUUUCCUCCUUUCUUUCGUUUUUCUUUUUCGUUUUGGAAAGAAAAAAUUAUUCUUAGUUGAAUUCCAAGUGUAUUUUGCUAGAGACGUUCUCGCAUUGGGUUCUAGAGCCGCAGCGUAGGGGGAAGAAUGGCGGAACUGAGGAUGGACUUGGAAGAGAAACGUGCCGCACAACAUUUGUGUUCCUGUACAGCUUUGUGGACCGGGGGAGCGAGGGAAACAGCGGUUUAAUUUAAGUCGGCGAACGCGCCUGUGAUUUCCAGAGACUGUCAUGUGCCUUAUAUACUGUUCUCCCCCUUCACCCCCAAAUUUGGGUCACCCCCCAAAACGUGGUUCCCUAAAACAAGCAAACACACACACACAAAACCCUUGUUCCUUUCUGUAUAUUUAUGACCAGGGCAAAGAACAAACAAAACAAACACAAGAGAAAACGUCAACAAAAGUUUGGUUCCUUCGAAUUAGUCCUAAGCCCUUCAUUGGUUGUUCUGAUGUUUUAGACUUUGCAAAAAACAAGAAAAGUGGGAUCUGAAAAUAAAUCUGUUCGGCUUUCAGAAUUUGUAAAAACCUAACCAGUAAUAAAACCACUUACAGAAACUUA